CUGAGUCGUGUAUUCGGGCCAAUAGUAAUCGUGCGGUGCCUUUGAGAACACGGUACGGUCUCUCGUUAGUCUCGUCUCUCGUGGUGCGUUUUCACACGUCACGUCGGAAGCGAGAAGGGCAAACGAAGAAAAGAAGGGAACAACGAAAGUUACGUCGUGUCGGUUAAGAGAUAAAAACAAGUCGAAACAAAUUAGUCGUCAGAAUUGUCGCGAGGAAUAGAAGUCCGUAACAAGUUCGGACAAAAUUCCUUGCGUCUCGUACUCGUCUAUCGCGUCUCUGUUUCCGUGCUAUCGUGUUCGAAAGUCGCAGAGAAGCUGCAACUCUUUUUCGGUACCAGGAUUCCGCAGCGGGAGCCGCGCAAGACGAGCAUCAUCAACUCGGCUACACCAGCGGCCGAAGGGGCGGCAAACGAGGGACGAGAGUGUCGGGUGAGGAACGGCGAAGUAAGAAAGAUAGAUCCACCUUUAACGGUGGACAGGAUCAUCCUUGUCGAAGACGUCCGUACAGGUCGUCGAGCAUCGGGGUUUGUCAUCGUGGGCGAGUAACAGCAGAGGGAAAAGGGUCGCCAUGCCGGCAGGUAUUGGCGCUUCGUACAGGUCGCUAGGCGACCUGGGCGAAGACGUGUACAAAAGCACGACGAUCGUCGACCAAACACAGACCACCGGACAAAGCGUCCUCGAGAGUGUCAAGAAGGCUUUCAGUUUCGCCUCGCCCAAGGUCGAGCUGAGGAAAAAGGACCCUCUGAUCGUGGACCGCCGUGAGAGCGUCUCGAUCGUCUCAAGCACGAUGCCCUCAGAUAGUAUGGAUGACAUCGAACUGAAAAAUAUUCAACUCCAAUUUCCACCGCUGAGAUGUCUAUCGAGAGAUGACAGUUCCGUGCGAGAGGAGAGGGUUGAAACCGACAAAGGAAGUAUUUUGGUGGCUGUGCAAGGGAAUCGAGCGAAACCUGCCAUUCUCACUUAUCACGACUUAGGCCUUAACUAUAUAUCGAGCUUCCAGGCGUUCUUCAAUUAUAUCGACAUGAGAGUUUUACUGGAGAAUUUCUGCGUUUAUCACGUGAAUGCACCUGGCCAAGAAGAAGGUGCACCCACGCUGCCUGAGGACUACAUUUAUCCGUCCAUGGACGAGCUGGCUGAACACCUGCUCUUCGUAUUGAGCCAUUUUGGCCUGAAAUCCGUAAUCGGUUUUGGAGUCGGUGCAGGGGCCAACAUACUAGCGAGAUUCGCACUUGCUCAUCCCGAGAAGGUCAAUGCUCUGUGCUUGAUAAAUUGCGUGUCGACACAAGCUGGUUGGAUCGAAUGGGGAUAUCAGAAACUGAACGUUCGCCACUUGAGAUCGCAGGGGAUGACUCAAGGUGUAUUGGAUUAUCUGAUGUGGCAUCACUUCGGCAGGGGCACGGAGGAAAGGAAUCACGAUCUUGUACAAGUGUACAAGAAUUAUUUUGAGCGUCGAGUGAAUCCAACGAAUCUGGCAUUAUUAAUCGACAGCUACGUUCGUCGUACAGACCUGAACAUCACAAGAGAAUUAGAUCCUACGCGUAAGAAGGAAGGUCUCACGCUUGGUGUACCUGUGAUGAAUAUCACAGGAGCUCUGAGCCCACAUGUCGACGAUACCGUCACGCUAAAUGGACGAUUAGAUCCGAUGAAUAGCUCUUGGAUGAAGAUUUCUGAUUGCGGAAUGGUACUGGAGGAGCAACCGGGCAAAGUAAGCGAGGCCUUUCGACUAUUUCUGCAGGGCGAAGGAUAUGUGGUGAGAUCCCCGCGGAAGCCCGUGACGCCGACAACACCCGAAGGUAAUUGUAAUUAGGAAUUGAAGGCCGCAAGGAGUCAAGCGCGCAGUUGGUCAGUUAGGCCACGUCUAUAUGUUAAGUAAGUCGGAAUUCAAACUUUUAUCGGGAAGUAUUAACCGACGAUGAUGUAUCACGACUAACAUAAUCUUGGACGACCUCGGGCAUAUUCUCUCUAUCUAUAUCUCUGAAGGAUUACCAAAAGGCAACUAAUUGAUUGUACAUUUUUUUUUUUUAAACGAUGCUAAUUCUUCCGGGGUGCAAAUGUUGUGGGUUUAUCUCUUCGGACUUACUAAACUCUCGUUUUAAACUCGCAUUUCAUAUCUCAGAUCUUAGAUCAUUAUCUUAGAAUCAUUAUCCUUCUCGCUGUUAUGUUUUUCUUGGAAUAAAAUACAAUUUUCAAGUAAAAUUAUACAUGGUGAAUGAAAUUUUUUUUGUACACAGAGAAAUUGAUGGCACAAUUUUAGCAUUUGUAAUUAAAAUUUAUCGAGUAUAUCGUUAUUUACAGCGAGAGGAUUAGCUCAAAAUUGCAUUGCACAUUCAUACAUUUGUUUAACUAACUUUUUAUUUAAUGAAUUUCUCGAUAUUUUCACUACGAAAAGAGGAUUCAUUUACUAGGAUUACAAGAUCAUGGUAAAGUUUUAUCGACUGAGUUCUUAAUUUUUUUUUAUCGAUAGUUGGUAUGAAAUAACCUUAUCAAUCAACGAUAAAUCAGAAAUCUUUCUAGAGCUUUAUAUCAUUUCCUCGUAGAAAUUGAUCUUUUGAUGAACGUAUGCACAGGCUAUUUCCAAAUGCAAGAGUAUUUAAUCUAUUUUCUUGUAGCAGCAUUUAUUCAUGUGUGGGACAUUAACAGAUAGUUUAUGAAAACAUGCAACGAAAGAAAAACUCCGCACAUUACUGGGCAGUAGAAUAGCGAACAACAGAUUGUGCCGAUUCCGAUUCACACGCUUUGCACAUAAAACAGUUUCACUCUAACACACACAUAAUUCUAAUUUUUUGUUUCUCGUUUUGCAUGCAAGCCUUUCUAUCUCUAUUCUUUUAGUCUUAAUUGUUUUAAUUUUAUUUUUAUUUUUUUCUUUCGAUGAUCGAAACUAAGUCGAUGUUUGAAUCUAUUCGUUUUUUCAUGUUUCUAUGUUCCGUAUUUUUCCUCUAAUUAUGAUACAAAUUACUUUUUUCAAAUGUACGGAACAUACUACAUAUGGGUACUUUCGUGUUAACAACCUAGAUGCGAGGAUGAAAAAAUGUUAUUCAGCACUCAAAUUACUCUGACCUGGAAUUUUCGUUUAUUUUUCUUUACAGUGGCACCAUUAUCACCGUUGAAAAUGGCUGACUACAGACUGGCUUCUCUCGAGGGAUUGAAUCAUGUUUGCAGUAAGAAAAUCGACUGGCCCACCGCGACUAUACACAUCACCGAGAAUCCCAUAUCGGAGGCAGUCGUUUGUUAAAUUUUUCUUGAAAAAAUUGCCAUUGAUUGUUUUCGAAUGACAAAGCAUGCAAGAACUUAAAGAGAAAAAAAGAAAAAAAAAGAAGAAAAAGAAGAAGAAGGAAAAGAAAAUCACGCGAAUCGAACAUCGAUAUUUUUUAAAAUUUUGUUGGAGCAAGGACGUGGCUCUAACUUUUAAUUUUCGUUUAACAAACUAACAUCGUAUUCGAAUUUUAGUUUUAAGAAUAUUCUUAUUUUUAUCGAUUUAUUUUAAGUUGCUCCUAUUUCUUUUAUUUAUAUUAACGUUAAGAUAAUUAGAAUUAACAGUUUUGGAUGGUACGAAAUAUUUUUUGUACCGCCUGUACUACACGUUUUUCUCAUUUUAUAUAUUAGUAAUAGUUCAAAUUAGUUGUUAGUUUUUAUUUUAAACGCAAUAAGAAUUUUAUCGUUUAUUCACACAUUAAACCCGGUUAUCGUUCAUUAUAAUUCAGAAUUAAACAUGGAUUCACUUUUAAAAAUCGAAAACAGUUAUUAUCGAACGAUAUGACGAUUUUUACUGUUAUCUAUGGUAUCUUUGUUCAACGAAACGUAUUUUUUUAAAGUCUCAACGAACAACGUUACACUCGUCCUCGUCGACGGUCGUUUUUUUAAUAAUGAAAUCUCAAAUUAAAAAAAGUGUGCGAUUAUAAAUUACAUCUGGCGCGAUAUAUAAUCCAAUAAUCCAUCGCAUUCAUCGCAAAUACUCGCAAAUACGAUUCUCGUACAACAUCAGAAACAACGAAAACCAUGAUUUUACUUAACUGUAACUUUUACAGAGGAGCAAGAUGAGAAAGAACGAAACGAAAAGAGUGACGUAACGACGAAAAUGCAAAAUUCAAAAGGAGGUACUCGUCGAAAUGCGUACGAAGUAAAUUUAUUCUCGAGUACAUAACGAUAGAUCGAUUAUUGCAAUGAUUGAACGAUUCGAUCGACUAUUCUAAAGAUAAUUAUUAUUCGAAACAAUGCGCAAAAAAAAAAAAAAAAUCGAAUCAUAUUAAAGACGAACAUGUGUGGUAGCACUGCAUCGUAGAGAAGCGCGCACUAUUGCUUUCCGUGUUCAUAAGGAGGGACGAGUACGACUGGUAGGUGCAGAACACAAAGGAGUCAAGUUUGUAGAAAGAGGAUUACGUAUAUUAUUACGAUGGGAUAAAUAACAAGCGCAUGAUGAUCUUUUUAUAAAUUUGAAUCCGUCCUCCCGCGCCUACUAAGUUUUCGUGAAUCAUGAGUAAAUCGUUGAGCCUCGUCGAUUAGCUUGUAGCAUUCUUAUCGAAUUCGACGAGUUGACUAUAUUACUCGCGAUAAAUCAAUGCUCGAACAAUACGACAAGUUACACGGUUAUGAAUCCAAAUAUUUCGCUAACAUUAAUGUAUAGAGAGAGUGAGAGAGAGAGAGAGAGAGAAAGUUAUGAAAACGAGAUAACAAAGGUAGGUAUCGAUAAAUUAGACAUUGAUCGAAGUGUCUUCGAUGAUGUCGGUUCGUUCGUUAUCCACGGACACUUUUUCGAAGUGCUGGAAUGCAAGAAAAAAAAGGAAAAGAGAAAAGAAAAGAAAAGCCUAAAAGCAAUCGGUCGCGACGAGCGAUUGUUCGUGUUCUUUUGGUAAAGAAAAAUUCUCGUAGGCCUGCACGUAUAUGUGCUUCGUGUUAAAAAAGAACAGGGAAUCUAUUCGGGGAUAUUCGCGCGUUUCAACAUCCUCGAACGAUUGAAUUCCAUGGAACAAUAACGUUUCCUUGCCCGGCAACGGAACUGAAACGUUCGUUUGUUUGCGCUCGCGCACCGUUCGCACCCUUUCCUAGUUUCAAGCGUUUAGCAAAUAAUUAGAAGGGAGGAUAUGUGUAUGUAUGCGAGUAUGUACGUGUACGUGGAACAGAGAAAAAGGGAAACGAAUAUGUGAGGGCAUGCGUCUGAGUGAUAUACACAUAGGAACGAGGAUACAUAGAUAAUCGUUCAAGAAAAAAAAGAGAAAAAUUAAAAAAAAAAAAGGAAUAAAGAAUUCGAAAAAUUAGAAAAAAAAAAAAGGAGUAUCUGGUUCGGUACCUUAAUACGGUUCUACCAGGCUUCUUAAAAGCCUCUAGCGUGAUAUGAUAAGACGUGCCUGCUACAUGAUGUCGUACGUAGCUUUUGAAAGUUUCAACGCCUUUAGUUUUUUAUCACGAUUCCCGUACGUCCCGGAUUUUCCCCAAUUUUCGCGCGUCCUUUUUAGAACGAAGCGUGCAAUACGCUACAUUUAUGGUAAUAAUCGCCAAUUGGAAAUUACGUUGAAUACUAUGUUUUGGAGCGGACGCUCGAAAUUUCUCACAUAUCCUCGAAAUUUCAAAAUACCGAAUGAAAUUUGUUCCCGAUCGUCUGACUAGUUUUGUUCACAAUUUCUGGAAAAAAGGAUCUUUGCAUGCGUGAAAAAAAAAAUUCUCCAAAAAAUUAUGGAAAUGCUAUGGAUCAAAAAAUGUAUAAAGAAUUAUAAAAGUUUCUUUAAAAAUUCUACAUUCUAGCAAAAUUUUCGUAGUACGGCAUUUACAACCAUCAAUGGCGUGUACUGUGCACGUCGGAAUGAUACGGUAUCGUUUCUCGAUCAAUGAAGAGAAAAUAACACGAAAGAAAUGGUAUUUUAACAUGAAACUCGUAAAGACGAAGGAGAUGCGCGAAAACACGACGAAAGUCAAGACAAAGGACGUAUCGAGGGAAGAAAGGUUUAAUCGUUUCAUGUAAAAGAGAGUUUAUAAAAAAAAGAGCGAAUAUAUUAUAGAUGUAUACAUAUGACGCGUUAUUUAGGCUGGCGAAUUGAAGACAGAUCUGUAGUCGACAGCUUAGUAUGUUGUAGAAAUUUGAAACUCGAUUCUUCGAGAGGAUUGAAGGAGACAAAAAAAAAAAAAAGGAAUGCACGCAUUAAUCAUUGCUAAAACGCGAAUGCUAUAAGAGUAAUCGUAGCUUCUAAGGACCACCAAACACAUUAUCCAUUAAUCCCUUCGUUUCCACGUCUCUGUUGGAACUGCAUUAUAGAAACAUUCAAGAACGGAUUAGAUCCACAACGUUCGAAUCCCACAACGUGUUUCCCCCAUUAAUUGUAUUUGAUUGAACAUAUCGUGGAAAAGUGUGAUACCAUUGCAUUGUACAAGCCGUUCAACAAGAUCUAAUCGUAACCUUUGAUCUUUCAUUGAAGAUGUUCAUGAGACGCAUAUCAUUAGUAAGAAUUAAUUUACAAAUUGUAUUAUAUUCGUUAUGAUCGAUGGAAGGGGAAAAAAAAAGAGGAAAAGAAAAGAUAAAUUAUCGAUUGUUCGAGAAUGAUAUCGUGUCUGUAUUUUAAUUGAAAUGCUAACGGUGAUUGAAUGUCUAUAAAGGGGUACAAAACAUGAUUGUUGGUUACGAAGGGCUUAAAAAAAAUUCAUUUUGCACACGAUCGAUCACAAAUAAUCGGUAUCAAAACGCUACUACAAUCUCGCAGAAGGAUAACGAUAUGUUUUUCCUUGAGGUGCUACGUGGAAUUUUCGUCUCCGAAGCAAAUUUCCAAAAAAAAAAUUCCUCGCGUCGUAUCAUCAGAUAGAUUGUAGCGAAAAAAAAUAUAUAAUUAACAAAAACUCAAAGUAAAACAAGGUAUAGUACAGUAAGCGAAAUAAACUUAGACGGAGCUUGAGUAUAUAUAUAUAAAUAUACAGGUUAAACAACACGUGCGCACCGAAUAUACAUCUUGUUAUUUAUAAUAAACAAAUAUAAAAAAAGAAAA
Messenger RNA from Apis cerana (Asiatic honeybee), 6965 nucleotides. RefSeq names its product misexpression suppressor of KSR 2 (gene MESK2). The record is from RefSeq and is a predicted model, not a curated record. Lineage: Eukaryota; Metazoa; Arthropoda; Insecta; Hymenoptera; Apidae.